GCGGUGACAGCAGCAGAGCAGCAGCAUCAUCCGUGCGCCACCGAUCCUUCAGCACCCGCACCCAGCUCCGAACCAUGGAGGAGAUCAACAACAUCCAAGUGGUCCCGUGCACAGACUCCGACUACCUGAAGCCUCUCACGGUGCACUACAACCAGAAUGGCACAAAGAAAUCCUGGGACUACAUGCGGACCCACGACAGUGUAUCAGUGCUGAUCUUCAACACCACCUCACACUGUUUUGUCCUUGUCAAACAAUUUCGCCCAGCUGUGUACAUGUGCGAGUGGGAAAGAGGCAAGUCCCAGUCGGCCAAAGCAGCAGCAGCCGCAGCAGCAGAGAAGAAAGAGGAGGGGGAAGCUGAGGCGUCUGAAGCCCAGGAGGGGGCUUCCAGUGCUGGGGAGGGCAGCUCUGAGUGGCCUCCUGCCUGUGCGGGGGUCACCUACGAGCUGUGUGCAGGCCUGGUGGACAAACCCGACCUGUCCCUGGAGGAAAUCGCUCGGCAGGAGGUCCUGGAGGAGUGUGGCUACGAUGUUCCUGCAUCCAAACUCAAGAAGAUCACUUCUUACAGGUCGGGCGUGGGUGUAACCGGCUCCAAGCAGACCAUGUUUUAUGCCGAAGUGUCCGAUGAUAACCGUGUGAGCGCUGGAGGAGGGGAGCCUAAAGAGGGAGAGCUGAUCGAGGUGGUCAAAAUCCCCCUACACGAAGCCAUGACAUUCGCCUACAAUGAGCGUAUACCCAAGACCAUGGGCGUCAUCUUUAGUUUUAUGUGGUUCCACAAUAACAUGGCCCCCAGGUAUAAGAUCUCCACUAACGUCUAACAGUAUUUAUUCUGUCCAUCUUUAUACCGUUUUAUGAAUCAAUGAAUCGAUGAAGAGCCAAUCACUGGUCUAGCACAUAUAUGUCCCCUUCACCACACUUUGUACUGUAAGGCUUUUGAAUACAGUUUGCAUCAGGAGACUACAACAAAUGUAACGUUUUUGAUUUUUAUUUUUAUUUUGGUAAUUAUGGCUUAAAGGUAGAAACUCAAAUUCAGUCUUAUAGAAGCACGAAAGGCACUGGUUAGUACCAUAAUUAUUUGAAAUUGAUCAUUCUGGGUUUUACUAUAUAAUGGAAUCUAGAGAAGCCGAUGACCAAUUCAUUCUGAUAAUAAUAAUAGUGUUUAUAGUGCACUAGGGUUGUUAAAAGUAUCGAAAAACUAAACGCAUAUCGAAACUACAGAGACUUAUUUGAGCAAGUAUUAAUGCUGUAAAAAAAUUAGGAAAAUUUGAGCUUUCUUGAACAGUUUUAGUAUGAUUUUAAGCUUUAUCAGAGCAAAUACCAGAGCAAAACCUCAUGCUAAAAUAAAGAAAGUACUAUUCAUUUAUAUUUGAAAAUUACAUUUUAUUACUAAAAAUGGAGCAUUUUUAAAUCUUCAUUGUAGUAUCGGUAAUUGAUAUUGAGUAUUGAGUGAAUUCCUUGAUAUCAAAAUUAAGUUUGUAAUAAUGAAAAAUAAUAAUAUCAAAAUUAAUGUUCAGAAAAAGCUUUAUAUAUUUAAUUUAUUUAUUCACCUUGGCUGGAGAUUUAAGGCUAAUAGCUGUCUACCGAUGUAUUAAGAAGUGUAAUUCACUAUUCAGAAUUCAGAAACGUUCAUAAAGUACAUACAAAGUUGAAUAAAAUUGAACAACUGACCUGAUUUUCCAGUUGUAACUUAUUGAUGUACAAUUAUCUCUAAAGUCUACAAUAUGAAGUGUGGUGCAGGGGCCUAUUUCCUAUCACACAUCUUUGUUCUGUCUUUUCUGUCAUAUGAAUAUUGCCAUAGCUUGUUUUAAUUUUAUUUGCUUAACUGAAUAAGCCAUUUGUAUUUAUUUGUAACUUGAAGGAAAUUGGAUUGGUUAGCUGUUUUUCCCUUAUCUGGGUUUGGGGCUAGCUCAAAGAGUAUCCUGGCUCUUGUGGCUAGAUUUUUAGGUUAUACAAAGCAACUAGCUGAAGUGAUUCUUUUUAAAAUGUAAAACCAGCAAUGCAAAAACCACAAACAAAAAAAAGUUUAAUUUUAAGUCCAUAUUGCACAAAACUCCCAUAGUAUUAUUAUUAUUAUCAACAUCCUACGAUUCAAGUACGGUUCUCUCCCACGAUCAUCUAUUUGAAACAGUCAUCUAUCUACUUUAUAAUGGCCUUUACUUUGAGAUUACUAACUAAACUAAGAUUUUUCUCAGGUCCAAACACAUAGUCCACGUUCAGGCUGCAUUUCUGAAUGUGAUGUGAACCAGCUGUAGGCAAUCCUGUGCUGUCAUUGUAUCUACUAAGGGCUUGUAGUUUCUAUAAUCAUAACAUAAACAUACAUUAAGUUCCUUAGUGUAGAUGGCAUUGGAAAUAUGCAACCGAGAAACAGCUAAAGCAUCGAAAUUCAUUUUGGCUACUACAGUAUUUAUCAAAAGAACUACAUUUAGUAUUCACUCUAGAGUAGUAGUCAUUCUGUGUGGGCAUUCUUGUGAAAAUUCUAGUAAAAAUAUUUGACCAUUAGCCUGUAUUUAGUCGAAGGUGCACUGCGUAACUUUUCUGUUUGUCUCUAUGGAGAUGUUAUUGCUUUGCCUGGAAUGUUUCAUGAUAUGACUUUAAACAUUUCCACCUAGCAUUUAUUCAUUACAGGUGUUUCUAUUGCUCAAAAACACUAUAGUUCCUUUUAGGGAUGUAACGAUAUCCAAAUCUCUCUGUACGAUAUUAUCAUCUCACGGUACGAUAUUUAUUGCAAUAUUUUGGACAGGCUGUUAUAACUGUAGAUUGACCACUUUUUUGCUUUUAAAAUACCUUGACAAGAUUUUGGUGUGAAUUAUUUCCAUCAUAAUCCCAAGAAUUCAAGUAAAAAACAUAUUUCUUCAUGAUGUUUGCACUGAAAUGAAUCACGGAAUAUGUAGUUUCCAAUGUUUAUAAGAUGUUGCUACUAUAAAACAACGCGUUUAAGCAAAGGAACUUGUAAUUUGAUAUAUUGUGACAGCCCACGAUAUUAUUUUGAGACGAUACGAUAUCAUAAUAUUUCGGUUAUUUUUACAUCCCUAGUUCCUUCUGUGAAUGGAGCGACUCUCCACAGAUCUGAACUGUAAUGUAGAGUAGUGCUGUAACCAAUGAUAGAGGUUUAACUUAUCCUGUAGAACAUUCUAGACAAAGCAAUAAUAUUUCCAUGGAGACAAGCAGGUGGCGAACUCUUCAUUAGAAAUGUUACGUGGUGCACCUUUAUGUUUGCAAUCAGUUUGACAAUCAAAACCGCAAAAAUAUGUUGGACUCUUGCCCAAAGUAGAAAAAAAAAAAGAAAAUUCAAAAACUUAGAAUUUCCAUUUUCAUUCGUUCAGCAUUUAUAGAUUUGUUUUUAUUUGACUAAUGUUGUAUGAUGUUGUACUUUUUUUUAGCACUUUGGCCUAAAUCUGAAAUGAAAUCACGUUAGCAUCCCGCAUCGCUAAAGCUAGUUGCAGACAUAUUUGUUUUAGAUAACGUUGCUUGAAUCAAACUCAACUUAUCCAUUUAUAUAGAAUAGUACUUUUAGAUUUUAAAUAUGACACCAGCUACUGUUCAACAUCAGCUGUGAAUUAUAGAAAACGCACAAAAUUUAUUCUUCUAAACCUACAGCGCCAAUGCUAACUGUGUUUUUAGGGCCUUGGACGAAGUACAUAAUAUGAAAUAGUGCAAUAAUUAUGCAUGGAAUUAACUACUAUGCGCCCGCUUAAACCUAUUAUUAAAAUCCUGUAUAAAAUAAAACUCAAAAUAAGCAUUUGUAGCUUGUAAUCUAUAGUGCCAAUAUUUUAAAAUUGUGUAAUCAAACCUAUACAUUGAUAUAUGGUCUGGAACUGGUGCUCAAAUUAAGGUAUUAGGAAUUAACAUUAAAAUACUUGAUUAUGUCUUGCUUUUUGUGCCACAUUUUUCUAUGAAUGAAGCUAUAGUCUUAUCUAUUUUUUCCAGUUAUAUGUUUAGGAACUUAUAAAAUAAAAGGGUUGUCAAAAACUAUCGGAACUUGGAUACUAAUCGAUAGUAAAACUAGUAUAGAAACUAUAUAUUUGAGCAGGUAUUGAUACUAAAAAGUCACAUUCAUUGGACCGAAAUUAACCUUUUUUGAAUAGUUUAAGAAUGAUCUUGAGCUGUAUCAGGACACAUAGACUCGUAUACGCCCAUGGACGACUGAGGGAUUACACAGAUACAAGGCCACAUGAUAUUAUAAAAGAAAGUACAAUUUAAUGUAAAAAAUCACAUUCUGUUAUCUAAAUAAAGUGUUUUUUGUUAUCAUUGUGGUAUUGGAAUCAGUUUUGAGUAUCAAGUCUAUUCCCUAGUUUCGAAAUUAUGUUAAAAAUCAAGACAUUUUAGUAUCGUGACAACACUAUCAGUCUUAAACUUUAUGCGCCAACUAGAGAGAGAUGCCACGUUCUGAUUUGCUGAAAGUGAUAUGGAGUCUCCAGUAGUUAGUCAGUUUUCAGUUGCGUAAUUUUCUUUCGUUGAAUUGUCAGUAGGCAUAAUAGCCUAAAAUGACAGUUUGCAGUGGCUGUUCGCGUGGCUCAGAGGAGUAACGCAUUUCUCGCUCUUGUAAAACAGGCUGGAUCUGGGCCAGACGAUCACAGAUUGUCAAAUGAAAUCAACACCAUUGUAGUCGUUCAGGUUAGGCUAGUUUUAACUUUUACUUAUUGUUCAAUGGCACUAAAUGAAUGAACAAGAGGAGGUUUGGUUGUGUACGUGCAACAUGUCAUUAGAAUCUGCUGUUGUUGCAGUUUACACACACGCAAGAUUUAACUACAAUGCCAUUUCCGCAGCCCUAUCUGUGAGUGAUCAAAAUCUGCAUCAAUGCCACAGCGAUUAACAAAUCAAGAUAAAAUAUUUGAACUUUUGAAUGGUAAACGUACUCAAAACUGUGCCUCUAAACUAAACAGGAAGCUGAACUCAAUGAGCAGCAUCCAUAGACUGUAUAUAUAAAUGGACAUAUUAACCCGUUUUCCAAAUAGGAAGUGAGCAUGGGCAUGCUUCCGGCUCCAUCGACUGUUUCCAACUUACUUACAUUGAAAAAUUGCCACCACUUUCUUUAUAACUGCUGCAGUGAGCUUCAUCAUUUUGGUCUUAAAAUGUUCGUAUUAACCCGCUCUACAUGAUCCUGGUGUUUUUAUUUUGCUAUUUUCUCAGUAAAUAAAUUCCUAUUCCUAAUAUGGACCUGGAUCCGAAUUCGCUCCAAUAACGGCAAACCUCAGUGAGCUUCAUUUGACUGGAGUCGAACGCUGUUUGACGUAACACUCCCUCAGUCCACUUCUUUAUACAGUCUAUGGUAGCAUUACUAGCUAGCAACAUUAUAAGACAUUGCCACAACCUUGUAUGUAAUUAAAACAGGUUAUCAUUUCUGUCUUCAUUAAAUAUGCACCAUAAAUUCUCUUUUAAAUGGUGAAAGGUACUCAAAAUGGUGCCUAUAAACAGGAAGCUGAACCUGUGGAUAGCGACAUGAUUGCAUAGCUAAACGUUUGCUAUGUAAUCGAAACAGAUGAUCAUUAUUAUUCAUAUUUUCUACAUAAACCUUUAAAUUUUUUACACUUUUCGAACCACAAGUUAAAUUUCUGAAUAGUGAAAAGUCCUCAAAAUGGUGCCUAUAAACAGGAAGCUGAUCCUUUGAAUAGCUACAUGAGUACAUAGCUAAACAUAUGCUAUGUAAUCAAAACAGGUUAUCAUCAUUAUUAUUAUUAUUACUUCCUACAUAAACCUUUAAAUUUUUUACACAAUUAGAGCCACAAGUUAAGUUUUUGAAAAGUGAAAAGUCAUCAAAAUUGCACCUAUAAACAAGAAGCUAAACCUGUGAAUAGCGACACUAGCUAGCUACAUGUGUACAUAGCUAAACGUAUGCUGUGUAAUCAAAACAGGUUAUCAUUAUUAUUAAUAUUUUCUACAUAAACAUUUUAACUUUUUACACAAUUGAAUCACAAGUUAACUUUUAUAUAGUGAAAAGUCCUCAAAAUGGCGCCUAUAAACAGGAAGCUAAAUCCAUAUACAGUAUAGCAUCACUAGCUAGCAACAUGAGUGCAUUGCUAUGGCUGAAUAUGUAAUCCAAAUAUUAUAUUUUCUAUCUCAUAGUUGAGCAAGAGCUAUCAUGGUUGAAUACAUAUCUUAGCUAAAAUGUAUUGGUAAAACUACUGUCUUUUGAUAUUGAUUUGUAGUUUGGUUGUGCCACUAUAAAAAGCCAUACCCCCCUUAUGUUAAUACAGGAGAAAUGUCCAUGUUAAAGCCUAUGUCAUUGUUGUCCUUGCUGAUUUAAUGCUGAGCCCAGUUUGGACACUGCUACCUCCAUCUCUCAGGCACAUAAAUACAUACAAUUGUCCAUUUUUCACAUUUUAAAAUUUUGAAAAUGAACCGUCGUGGCCAUGCUGUAGAGACUUCUUUUGUGCCCAAUUUAUGACAUAUCUCUAUUCAAGGUGUAGUUAUGUGUAGAAUUCUAAAAAUGUACUAUUUCAAAUUGCACUGCGUACUUUAAGAAGAAAAGAAAUUGCUUUUAUAUCUCCAAGGUUGAAAUUCUUUUCGUUAUAGCAUGCAGCCAACCAGCAGAUGAAUUAAAGCUUUCAAAAUAAAGUUCAAAUUAAAUAUCAGUAUCAGUAAAAAUAUAAUAUAAUAAGUAUUUUUUUAAUCAAUUUUGAACUAACUUAAAUUAUAAUUUAUGCUACAAAUGAUAAAUUUUACCACAAAUCUAGUCUUUGGCUUAAAAAAAAUAAGUAAAACUAUGGAAAAUAUAUUUGAAAAAUAAAUAAAUCAGAACAGAAAAAAUGGUCUGUUUUGGCUGUGAUAAUCCAUAGCAGUUCAACAGAAUAGUCUAAUAGGAUUUCUACACAUAAUACCUGGAAAAAAAAAAAAUACUGUAAAAGCAUUAAUAUGUUUGUGAUUUAAUUUAUCUGUGUCUUAUGAUGAUUUUAUUUUUUAUAUUUUUGAAAACGUUUUGAAAUCUUUUGCGAAUCUUUGUUUUAAAUUUGUGUAAACCGAUUGUGGGCAGUGUUUUAGUAUCGUCUAUAUUUAUUUAUUACAUGUCAACAUUCGACUUUCAUGACAAACAUUUACACAUUUGCAGUAGUUCCAUAUGAUAAUUUGCAUGUGCACUGUCUGUGUUGGAUUAAACUACAUUACGUUUCAAUAAAAAGGGGUCAAAAGCCCAAAAUGAAAAAUCGA
Messenger RNA from Boleophthalmus pectinirostris (great blue-spotted mudskipper), 7140 nucleotides. RefSeq names its product nudix (nucleoside diphosphate linked moiety X)-type motif 14 (gene nudt14). The record is from RefSeq and is a predicted model, not a curated record. Bases 75 to 815 code for a protein of 246 amino acids. NCBI's taxonomy places the organism in Eukaryota, Metazoa, Chordata, Actinopteri, Gobiiformes, Gobiidae. The transcript has 5 exons. Gene Ontology annotation, biological process: nucleoside phosphate metabolic process; ribose phosphate metabolic process. Gene Ontology annotation, molecular function: UDP-sugar diphosphatase activity.